UCCAGACAUCCAAAAGCGCACAACAAUCGAGACAAAGGUAGCGAAGGGGCGGUGAUUCGGAGAAAAAAGAGAACCGAAAGGCGAGAGAUCGAGGGGGGGUGAUGAUGGGGACUAGGGCUUCGAUUUGGUUCUCUCUGUUCGUUUUUUCCCUUCUUACAUCCUCCAUCUGCAGUGAGGAAAAUGAGUCGAAGGAAUUUGUCUUGACGUUGGAUCGCUCGAACUUUACUGAUACUGUCAGUAAACACAAGUUCAUAGUCGUCGAGUUCUACGCUCCUUGGUGUGGUCAUUGUAAAAGUCUUGCCCCAGAGUAUGAGAAAGCUGCAUCUAUCUUGAGUAGCCAUGACCCUCCAAUUGUUCUAGCUAAAGUUGAUGCCAGUAAUGAAACAAACAGAGAGCUGGCAAAUGAGUUUGAAAUUAAGGGUUUCCCUACAAUCAAAAUUCUAAGAGAUGGAGGCAAAGCUGCUCAAGAAUACAAAGGUCCGCGUGAAGCAGAGGGUAUUGUCACUUAUUUGCAGAAGCAAAGUGGCCCGGCAUCAUUGGAAAUUAAGUCUGUGGAAGAUGCGAGUAACUUUGUUGGUGAAAAGAAGAUUGUUGUUGUUGGGGUGUUCCCAAAGUUCUCUGGGGAGGAGUUUGAUAAUUACACGGCUCUUGCAGAGAAACUGCGUUCUGACUAUGAGUUUGGCCAUACUUUGGAUGCCAAAUAUCUUCCACGUGGUGAAACUUCAGUGACUGGGCCUGUUGUUAGAUUGUUUAAGCCUUUUGAUGAACUAUAUGUCGACUCUAAGGAUUUUGAAGUGGAUGCUUUAGGGAAGUUUGUUGAAGAAUCUAGCAUUCCACUUGUAACCAUCUUUGAUAAUGAUCCAAGCAACCACCCUUUUGUUAUCAAAUUCUUUAAUAAUCCCAAUGCAAAGGCAAUGCUGUUCAUGAACUUCAGUGGUGAAACAGCUGAUUCAUUCAGAUCAAAAUAUGGAGAGGUUGCUGAACAUUACAAGGGAGAAGCCAUUAGCUUCUUGUUGGGAGAUCUUGACAGCAGCCAAGGUGCCUUCCAGUAUUUUGGGCUCAAAGACGAUCAGGUACCUCUCAUACUCAUCCAGACCACUGAUGGAACAAAAUAUUUGAAGCCUAAUUUGGAGGUUGAUGGCAUCGCUUCAUGGUUGAAGGAUUAUAUGGAUGGAAAAGUUCCUCCAUACAGACAAUCUGAACCUAUUCCUGAAGAAAACAAGGAGCCUGUGAAAGUGGUUGUUGGUGACAGCCUUGAGGACAUGGUUCUAAAAUCAGAGAAAAAUGUAUUGCUCGAGUUUUAUGCUCCUUGGUGUGGACACUGCAAAUCAUUGGCUCCCAUCUUGGAUGAAGUUGCCAUUUCUUUUGAGAAUGAUGCUGACGUUGUUAUUGCGAAAUUUGAUGCAACGGCAAAUGAUUAUCCUACUGGGACCUUCAAUGUCGAAGGUUAUCCAACCAUGUACUUCAAAUCAGCAAGUGGAAAGAUAGUGGCCUAUGAAGGGGAUAGGACUAAAGAAGCGAUUAUUGACUUCAUUGAAAAGAACAGGGACAAAGCUGCUGCUCCUCAGCAGGAGCUCGCGAAAGAUGAGCUCUAAAAAUAGCCUAGGUGUACUCUACCCAGAGGAGAGGAUAGAAACCUCUCCGCACACAGAUAGGUAUUUGCUCGAUGGCUGUUAUACACCCGAGAAUGAUAGCAAGAAAGCAAUGCCUGAUGGCCCUUCCAUGGCUGGUUCUCCCAUCCUUUUUAAAUUGUUUUUAGUUAAAAAUAAGCUAUCUAUGAGUAAGUUAAGGAUUUUCAGCUUUUUGUAGCCUGUAGUAGCUUGGAAUAUAGAGUUUAUGUAGCAGCAGUUUAUUUUUUUUGGGGCUGAAGGACAUUUAAACAAGUUUAUAAAAGGUUUCCAUUUUCCAGUUUUUGAUCA
This is a messenger RNA of Carica papaya (papaya), 1919 nucleotides long. RefSeq names its product PDI-like 1-1 (gene PDIL1-1). Gene Ontology annotation, biological process: response to endoplasmic reticulum stress; protein folding. The record is from RefSeq and is a predicted model, not a curated record. NCBI's taxonomy places the organism in Eukaryota, Viridiplantae, Streptophyta, Magnoliopsida, Brassicales, Caricaceae. Gene Ontology annotation, molecular function: protein disulfide isomerase activity. Gene Ontology annotation, cellular component: endoplasmic reticulum.